AUGUCCUUUGCUUCAAGCCCUGGGCCUGGGUGGUUACUCUUUUCCUUUGGAAUGGGACUGGUAUCGGGGUCAAAGUGUCCAAAUAAUUGUGAGUGUCAAGCCCAAGAAGUGAUCUGCACAGGAUUAGAGUUAACCGAAUACCCCCCUGACAUACCUCUGGACACCCGGAGGCUGUUCCUGGAUGAUAACUGCAUCACUUUUUUGCCAGCGAUGACUCUAGGACUCCUCAGUGACCUUGUUUACUUGGACUGUCAAAAUAACCUGAUUCAAGAGGUGAUGGAUUAUACCUUCAUCGGGGUCUUCAAACUCAUCUACCUUAAUCUCAGCUACAACAACCUAACCUUGAUCUCCCCAUACAGUUUCUCCGUGCUCAGCAACCUGGUACAGCUGAACAUCUCCAACAAUCCUCACCUGUUAUCUCUUAAUAAGUACACCUUUGCCAACACCAGCUCUUUGAGGUACCUGGACCUCAGAAAUACCGGCUUGCAGACCUUGGACCAUGCUGCCUUCCACAACAUCCUAACACUUCAUACCGUGUAUCUGAGUGGAAACCCCUGGAAAUGCAACUGCUCUUUCUUGGACUUCACCAUCUUCUUAAUAGUGUCCGAUCUGGACCACCCAGAUGAUGCAAAUGCCACGUGCGUGGAGCCCACAGAGCUGGCAGGGUGGCCCAUCACACAGGUGGGGAACCCGCUCCGGUACAUGUGCAUCACACACCUGGACCGCCAAGACUACAUCUUUCUGCUGCUCAUCGGCUUCUGCAUCUUCUCCGCGGGCACUGUGGCCGCCUGGCUCACAGGCGUGUGUGCCGUGCUCUACCAGAAUGCCCUCCGCAAGUCGAGCGAGGAUGAGGCUGAGGACGAGCACGGGCAGAGGGUGGAAGUCAGCAGGACGAUUUUUCCACAUAGUGCUGACUCAGGCCAUGAUGGGUUCCCUCAGCUGAUUUAG
This is a messenger RNA of Equus quagga, 948 nucleotides long. It is a transcript of the gene LRRC52, whose product is annotated as leucine rich repeat containing 52. Gene Ontology annotation, cellular component: voltage-gated potassium channel complex. The record is from RefSeq and is a predicted model, not a curated record. The coding region runs from base 1 to 948 and encodes 315 amino acids. Gene Ontology annotation, molecular function: transmembrane transporter binding; voltage-gated potassium channel activity; potassium channel activator activity. The transcript has 2 exons. NCBI's taxonomy places the organism in Eukaryota, Metazoa, Chordata, Mammalia, Perissodactyla, Equidae.